Molecule: messenger RNA, 1635 nt
Organism: Candida albicans SC5314
Lineage: Eukaryota; Fungi; Ascomycota; Pichiomycetes; Serinales; Debaryomycetaceae
Exons: 1
Coding region: 1-1635 (544 amino acids)
Biological process (GO): transmembrane transport
Cellular component (GO): membrane
Molecular function (GO): transmembrane transporter activity
Source: RefSeq, a predicted model, not a curated record
AUGAACGCAAUCAAAUCACGAACAGAAGACCAUUUUCAUCAAUUGUCCACAAUACGAUCUCCCACAAGAGACAUUGACCCACAACACAAUGCUGGUGAUGUUGAAUUGUUAGCUCAAAUUGGGUACAAGCAAGAAUUGAAUCGUCAUUACAGUACUUUGCAAGUUUUUGGUAUUGCUUUCUCCAUCAUGGGUUUGUUACCUAGUAUAGCGUCAGUUUUGACUACAGGGUUGGAAUCUGGUCCAGCUGGUUUGGUAUGGGGUUGGUUUUUGUCUUCAAUCUUUAUCCUUUGCAUUGGUAUAAGUCUUGCAUUUCUUGGAAGUGCCAUCCCCACCUCUGGAGGGUUAUACUACUACACGAAUUAUUAUUGCCCUGAUGCGUUUAGAGUGCCAUUGAGUUUUAUGAUUGGCUGUUCCAACUCGUUGGGCUUAAUUGGUGGAUUGUGUAGUAUCAGUUAUGGUUUUGCCGUUCAAGUGUUAUCUGCUGUCUAUAUCCAGCAGGAUGGGGCAUUUGAGAUUACCAAUGCAAAGUGUUAUGGAAUUUUUGUUGCAUGUGUUGUGUCCAAUGCUAUUAUAUGUUGUUUAGCCACAAAACAAGCUGCGUUAUUACAGACAAUCUCCAUUAUUGUGAAUGUGUUUUUGGUGUUGUUAUUUUUAAUUGCAGUUCCAGCAGGUAAGGGUGGUGAUUUUAACUCACGCAGUUUUAUCUUUAGCAAUUUUGAGAAUUCUAGAGAUUAUGGUACAGUGUGGUCUUUCGCAUUGAGUUGGAUGCCAGCUAUCUGGACUAUUGGCGCAUUUGACUCCACGAUCCAUUGCAGUGAAGAAGCAAAAAAUGCCCAGAGAGCUAUACCUGUUGGUAUUAUUGGUUCUAUUAGUGCUUGUUGGAUUCUAGGAUGGGCCAUUUGUAUUGUUUGUGCUGCUUGCAUCAAAGACGGUGAUGUUUCUAGAGUUCUUGAAUCCGACACUGGAUCUGCCAUGGCGCAAAUUAUUUAUGAUGCACUUGGUAAGAAAUGGGCAGUUGCAUUUAUGUCGCUUAUUGCCGUAGGUCAGUAUUUGAUGUCUGUGUCAAUUAUGAUAGCCCUUUCUAGACAAAUUUGGUCUUUUGCAAGAGAUGAUGGUUUGCCGGUUGUUUAUAAUUUUGUUAAAUACGUUAAUCCCAAGAUUAAAGUACCCAUAAGAGCUACAAUGUUUGCAGCUGCUUUAGGAAUAUUAUUAGGAUUAUUGGUUUUGAUCAAUGGAACAGCAGGAUCUGGUGCACUUUUCAGUCUUGCUGUUGCUAGUAACGUUCUUUCAUGGGGACUUCCUGUGUUGCUCAUUCUUUUACCUUAUGGGAGAAAAAGGUUUAUUCCUGGACCAUUCUAUUUUGGAUCUACCAUAAGUACCCUCAUCAAUAUUGUCAGUGUUGGUUGGACAGGAUACGUUAUUGUUUUGUGCAUGUUCCCUGAUUCCAUUACCGUUGACAAGAACUCCAUGAAUUACACGGUAGUCAUUAAUGUUGGUGUUUGGUUAUUGGCGUUGAUUUAUUAUUUCGUUUGGGGCUACAGAUUCUACACAGGUCCUAAAUCCAACCUUGAAGAAGAUUUUGUAGAAGGUGUCAGCACCGGCAAUGUCGAUGAAGUCUUGAACGAAAAAGUCUAG